Messenger RNA from Gadus macrocephalus (Pacific cod), 6613 nucleotides. Its product is annotated as potassium voltage-gated channel subfamily B member 2-like. Gene Ontology annotation, molecular function: delayed rectifier potassium channel activity; protein binding. Gene Ontology annotation, biological process: protein homooligomerization; potassium ion transmembrane transport. NCBI's taxonomy places the organism in Eukaryota, Metazoa, Chordata, Actinopteri, Gadiformes, Gadidae. The coding region runs from base 995 to 3418 and encodes 807 amino acids. The transcript has 3 exons. Gene Ontology annotation, cellular component: voltage-gated potassium channel complex; membrane. The record is from RefSeq and is a predicted model, not a curated record.
AGUGAAGUGUUUUAAUGAGGCUGUUGUGGAUGCAUUCAUGUGGAUAUGUCCCAUAGGCUGCAAGUGUAUUACCUGUUUACAGGAAAUACACGUGUAGCAUAUUAUAACAUAGGCUAUAUAUCUUCCAUUCUGUGUAAAUAGUUCGUAUUGAGCUCUAACGCUUUUAUGCAUUCGUUUUUUUCUGUUUUGAUGCGGUCAACUUGUACAGCUAUCAUGGGUGAAUUCCACUGACAUCAUCCACUCCUUUUAACGAAGCACAGUCCUGCAAACAAGCAGAAAGUUGUCGUUAGAUAGAGACUGAUCUAUUCGCCUUCUUUUCACGCAUCGAUCUGCGAGCUGGCCGGAGUGCAGCGGGCUCUGGACGGGAGCUGUCCUUGGUGAUGCAGGCCUAUACGCUCCAAUCCAAUUAGCCCCUGCUCUCCCUCCCUCGCUCCCUCCCUCCCUCCGCGCACUUAUCCUUUUAUUUUUACACGCUCGGACGAUAGCUGUUCCCCCCAGGGCAUCAGAUUCACAGCGCAGCGUCUCAGUGGGUCCUUCUUUUUUCAUUUCUUCAUGGCGAUCGGCGCUUUGGCCCGAGUUUGCAGGAUGUUGACGAUCCGGCAAAGGUCACCCCCCCUGCCCUAGGUGUACUUACUUUUAUCCACGAAGAUCGCGACCCCCGAAACAUGUGGAGCAGAGACAAUAGUCUGUGUGCUUACAGGAGGCGGGCAGCCGGGAUCGGAUGGGACGCGAAGCCAAAGCUUGGAUAACUCUGCGUCCUGGACGUGCACCCCGUGGAGACGAAGAGUUGGGGUUGAAGAGAGAAAGACAGCAACUUUUACGCAGCCGGGCCAUGGACCCCACCUGCCCCCCGCGCUCUGAGUGAGCGGCCAUAGACCGUCCUCACACUCACCCUCACCCUCACCCUCCCCCCACCCUCACCUCCCCCUCCCUCACCUCCCCCUCCCUCCCGGACAGACCGAACCCCUGACCUCCUCGCCACCUCCUCGCCACCAUGAGCGACCGCGGCGUCUACGGCGGCGGCCCCAACGCCACGGCGGGCAAGGCCAAGCAGUGGGGCGGGCCGCCGGCGCCCUUCCUGCCGCCCGAGCCCAUCGACAUCAUCCGCAUCAAGGCGCGCUCGCGGCGCGUGCGCCUCAACGUGGGCGGCCUGGUCCACGAGGUGCUGUGGCGGACCCUGGACCGCCUGCCCCGCACGCGGCUGGGCCGGCUGCGCGACUGCAACACCCACGAGUCGCUGCUGGAGAUCUGCGACGACUACAGCCUGAACGACAGCGAGUACUUCUUCGACCGCCACCCGGGCGCCUUCUCCUCCAUCCUCAACUUCUACCGCACGGGCAAGCUGCACAUGAUGGAGGAGAUGUGCGCGCUGUCCUUCGGCCAGGAGCUGGACUACUGGGGCAUCGACGAGAUCUACCUGGAGUCCUGCUGCCAGGCGCGCUACCACCAGAAGAAGGAGCAGAUGAACGAGGAGCUGCGGCGCGAGGCCGAGACGCUGCGGGAGAAGGACGGCGACGUGGAGGAGCACGGCUGCUGCCCGGACAAGAGGCAGAAGCUCUGGGACCUCCUGGAGAAACCCGGCUCCUCGCUGGCGGCCAAGCUCCUGGCCUUAAUCUCCAUCCUGUUCAUCAUCAUGUCCACCAUCUCCCUGUCCCUCAACACCCUGCCGGAGCUGCAGGUGGUGGACGAGUUCGGCCACUUCAACGACAACCCCAGCCUGGCGCACGUGGAGGCGGUGUGCAUCGCCUGGUUCACCAUGGAGUACCUUCUGCGCCUGCUCUCGGCGCCCAACAAGUGGGACUUCAUCAAGGCGCCGCUGAACGUCAUCGACCUGCUGGCCAUCCUGCCCUACUACGUCACGCUGUUCCUCACCGAGUCCAACAAGAGCGUGCUGCAGUUCCAGAACGUGCGCCGCGUGGUGCAGAUCUUCCGCAUCAUGAGGAUCCUGAGGAUCCUGAAGCUGGCCCGCCACUCCACGGGCCUGCAGUCGCUGGGCUUCACCCUGAGGAGGAGCUACAACGAGCUGGGCCUGCUCAUCCUGUUCCUGGCCAUGGGCAUCAUGAUCUUCUCCAGCCUGGUGUUCUUCGCCGAGAAGGACGAGGACGCCACCAAGUUCACCAGCAUCCCCGCCUCCUUCUGGUGGGCCACCAUCACCAUGACCACCGUGGGCUACGGCGACAUCUACCCGCAGACGCUGCUGGGCAAGAUCGUGGGCGGGCUGUGCUGCAUCGCCGGCGUGCUGGUCAUCGCUCUGCCCAUCCCCAUCAUCGUCAACAACUUCUCCGAGUUCUACCGCGAGCAGAAGCGGCAGGAGAAGGCCAUCAAGAGGCGGGAGGCGCUGGAGCGCGCCAAGAGGAACGGCAGCAUCGUGUCCAUGAACAUGAAGGACGCCUUCACCCGGAGCAUGGAGCUCACCGACGUGCUGGUGGAGAAGGGCGAGCAGCAGGAGGGCAAGUGUCCCGUGGACAACCACCUGUCGCCCAGCCGCUGGAGCUACCACAAACACUACUCCAACGCUGACGCCGCCAGCCCCGCACGCACCCAGCCCAACAGGUACAAGGAGGUGGGGCAGCUGGGGUCCCCCGAGCGCCUGAAGCCGUCGCCGUUCCGGGCCAACCCCCAGACCCUGAGCGCCCAGGGGCUGGAGGACACCUACAACAAGAUGACGGCCGGCCGGGGCGGGGACGAGCAGAUGGAGAUGAAGGUGGUGGCGUCGGCGUCGGGGCACCACCUCCAGGUCCGGGAGCUGCCCAUCAGCGAGCUGGGCCCCCUCAGGGAGUCGCCCCUGGGGGAGAGAGCCAGCCGGCAGCAGCGCGUCCCCCCUCCCCUGGACCUCAGCCAGAUCACCUCUCUGGAGUCCGGCCGCCGGCUCUCCGAGGGCGGCCAGCCCGCCGUCAUCAAGGAGGGGCUCUACGAGUUUGUCUCCAGCGGCCGUCCGGCGGGCGGCGGCGGCGGGGCGCGGGCGGCGGCGGAGGGGGGGUCCCACGGCGGCUCCGUGCGGGGCAACAGCACCCCCCGGAAGAGGAACUCCCAGAAGGGCCAGUCGCCGGGCGCCCAAGACGACGCGUCCCUGAUCGCCGUGGUGAGGCCCGUCACGACCCCCUCCCCCUCCUCCUCCGCCCGGCCGGACGAGGGCCCCCCCAGGGCCCAGGGCCCGCAUAGCGCCCCCCCGCAGGGCUCAGAGAGCGAGGGGCCGCCCACGGGCCUCAGCCGCUGGGGGAAGAACCACCUGGAGGGCUCCGUGUCCAGCGCCAGCCCCGUGUCCCCGAAGGGCAGCCCGCUCAACUGCGCCCAGGAGGCGGGCGGCCCGGGCGGAGAGGCGGGGGCCGCGGAGGUGUUUGUGGACGGAGACGAGAGGGUGGAGAACCACGUCAGCCUGGACGGCACCGUGACGGAGCCCUGCGAAACCAGCAUGUGACGUGUGGGGGUUCAGCGGCAGGUGCCGUGAAAAAGCAAGGUCUCCGAAGGGGGGUGGGGGGGGUUACUUGAUGUCAUUAGUCUUAUUGACGUCAAUAAGACUAAUGACAUCAGUCUUAUUGAUGGCAAUAAGACUGGGAAGCACAUGUCCAUGUCCAGAAGAUCUGAAAACACUUGAAGAAACAGUGUGUGUGUGUGUCUGCACAGGAAGGAAACGCCACUGUUGUAUAUAUUGAUCCUGUAUCUGUUUCUCCGGGGAUAAGAGACCGCUUUGCUUCUAAGACUAUGCUUAGGGAGCAGAAAUCACGCUUACUGCUGAACAGAACGACUUGAGCGCAACUGACUUCUGUGAUUCAGUAUUUAUUUUUAUUUUUAUAGAGUAAGUAUAAUAUGUGGCCAUGCGGGAUACAGUUUUAAUUUAUCGUUACGCAUACUGCUCUGGAUUUAAACAGCAGAGGAAGAAUUGUGGAGUGAGCGACCUAUCAUUUUAUUUUUCUAAAAGUAAAAUCUAAAUGUGAUGAAUUCUUCUGGGACUUCUAACACGGCCGUUAUGAAGGUGUCCCUCUUUUGCUCUCCUGUCCAAACUGCCCCGUUUUGAGUGGGGCCUCCUUCAUUCUUUGGUCAUCCCCGCUGGUUUGAGAUUCUUAUGUGAAAUGUGGAUGAAAGAACCCGGAUGAUGGACUGAUCCGGAAGAGGUCACAUAAAAAAAUCCUGCAUUUGAAACAGGAUAGUGUAACGUAUUAUGUGGCCAAUUGCUCCCUCCGUCACUCCAGAGAACAGAAAUAGUUCGUAGGAAUGACCCGAUUUAUCCUCUCGCAGUCAUGACAUCAGUAUCUGCGUUAGCUGUUCAAUAAUUCAUGAAUUGUUUUGUAUUGUGGCCGUUCAUGUAACUGAUCUGGUGAACUUUCUACUCUGUCACAUCUGUGGUAGCUAAGAUAAACCUGGGGUUUUAAAGGUGUAUGAUCUGCCCUUUUUUGUAACCCAAUUAGGUAAGGAACCAAAAAUAUUUACAAUGUUAUUAUUAUAAGAAUCAUAAAAUAACCACAACCUGACAAAAUACAAACUUGUAGGACUCACUGGAUUCACCGAUCUGGAGUUCCACCCAUAAACCCACAUUUCAGUCACUACCCACCGGUUUCACAUACUAUAUGUGUUGGCUUUUUAAGAUUGCCUUUUUGUUUAGAGAAGAGUAAUUUAAGUUUGUUUGCUAGAUUAUGUUUUUCGUCUGCAUAGCGAUGUGUGUGCUUGGGUAUUUGCUGCGUGGGUCGCAUGUUCAGCGUCGCUGUAUGCCUGGGUAGCGAGAUCGCGGCCCCUGGUCACGCUCUGAAGGGUGCUGCUGCAACCCAAAGCGGUGUGGGACUGCCCCCUGGUGGGCGGAGGUGUUGUUCUGGCACUUUAACCAAAAGACCCGAGGCCUAUUCAUAGUGCUCUACCUAGAAAUUUAUUCAGCAAAUUCCCUUUUUUUUUCUUUUUUUAAUAGUUUGAUUGUCAGUAUGUCAUUGUUUGAUCAUUAUGUAUAUAUUUCUGGUGGCAUGCACAUGAGUUGCGUUCAUUAUUUGAAGAUCUCAGAAAAGGCAAAGUGAGCCAUUAUAUAUGAAGUACCAUAAGUAGUUCAUAUAAGGAUACAAGGAUUUUACAGUCAUUACCUCCUAUCCUCGCUCACAGGUUGCUCAUAAAUAUUCACAUUUUCUAUGAGGACUCUGCAUUGACGGAUGAUAAACGCUGUAGCUGUAAUAUCUUUAUAAAUUGUGUGCCUUUUCAUAAAUAGAUAAUUUAUGAGAAGGCUGGAAAAACUGUACAAUCUGGCAGGAUCCUGUAGCUGUAAAGAAUAAUAUCUUUGUUCUCUUUUUAAAUUAUGUUUUUUUUUCUGCUGUUCGAAUGAAAACGUUAAGAAUAUGCAAGCGCUGAAAGAACCCUCAGGAUUUUUGUAAAACUGAAACGUGUGACGUUUCUCCCGGACCUCUUCCAUUCAGCUUUACAUUAGUCUCUUUCUCUUCACAUCAUGUCCCUGGAUCUGUUCUGUAACAGAUCCGGUCCCCUGUGUUUAACGACACCUAGAUAGUAUAGAUAUUGUAGACUACAACCAUAAAAUAGCCAUAAUAGCAAUAAGCAUAUAUUUUGUAAAAAUCCUGCUCUAGCUCUGAAUAAUUCUAAAUGGUCUGCAUCAUCCAAAGGUAUAAUGUGUGUAUGUGUGUGUGUGUGUGUGUGUGUGUGUGUGUGUGUGUGUGUGUGUGUGUGUGUCUGUGUGUGUGUGUGUGUGUGUGUGCGUGCGUGUGCGUGCGUGCGUGCCUGCAUGUAACCGGCGUGAGGUUAAAUCUUGCGUGAACACAGCUUUGCUCAUGGUAGACGGUAUGUUGUAUUCCUUCUCUGUGGAGAUCUAUAGGGGAUGAGCUUUACCAUAUCAGUGCAAUUGUGCUCAGCUAACAUGGCUUUGCUUUCUUUUUGUUCAGUUCAGGGCGUUAACAACAGCACACACACACACAUCCGAAUUUGGUCACUUUGUAAGGUUUACGGGUGGGGACUUUGAAAUCUGGAGAAGUGGAAGCCAUUGGGGAGCAAUUAAACACAGCGUUGGUGGCUCUCCCAAAGAGUAACCGUAAGGAGAAGCAAUAUCGCCAUCUCUGGUGAAACACGGUAUAUGCAAUUGCUCUUGCUAUUGGCUACAGAAUUGUUGCCCCGGGAUCUAACGUGGUGAACCACAAGGGCAGCUCGCCACAGUCUGCCCUUCUAACUGGUACGCUUGCUUGGUUUUGCUCCAGUGGUUAGAUUUUAGUGCUCACUGACCUACAGAGUGACCAGCUUUCGAGACAAAAAUGCACACAGUGAGCCGUCACGGACUACAUGCAAUACUGGAUUCCUUUUCCUUUUUUUGUCAUUGUUGUAAUAUCUUAAUUUUGUACAGUUAAUAAGUAGAAUAUUCAGAUUGUCAAACCAACCAAGAUAUAUCUCUAUACAUAUACAUAUAUAAGUAGCUAUUCUUAAUGUAACACGCCUGCUUUUCUGUUUAUUCUUUGACAUUCCAUCCCUCCUCCCUUCUCUUUAUGUUGGUUAUUGAUACACUAUAUGACCGUUAGUUGACUUCUUUGGUUGUUAAGUCACCAUAACUUGAUAGUGAAUGACUAUAGGGACUUUGUGGUUUCCAAGAAGUCAGUCACCAUUAUGCAAAACAAAUAAACGUCUUCAUGGGAGCUUUCUA